Messenger RNA from Drosophila obscura, 693 nucleotides. RefSeq lists its product as uncharacterized. The transcript has a single exon. The coding region runs from base 90 to 557 and encodes 155 amino acids. NCBI's taxonomy places the organism in Eukaryota, Metazoa, Arthropoda, Insecta, Diptera, Drosophilidae. The record is from RefSeq and is a predicted model, not a curated record.
UUGUGUUUACUGUCAACACAGAGGGACAGAGCUUUGCUUUAAUGAGCCAUUUGACUCGAUAAAAACACGAAAAACAAAAACUAUUUCUAAUGCCGCCGCCCUUCUGUUGCGGUGGUCGGCGCUGUGCCCAGGAUGCUGCACAAAAGGACGAGCUGCUGGACGGUGUGGCAGACAAAACAAAAGAUAAAAUAAACGUGACGGCCUCCGACUAUGAGCGUCCGUUGACCCUCAAGUUCUAUGCGCGUCACGAUUGGCCAUAUUUCAACUGCACUCCGGAGGAGAUUCAGCAAAUGCGCGAGAAACUCGAUCCGGAGUCAUUGAAGAUAACUGCCAGACUGUCGGAAGCCCAGAGCCAAAGCAGCACCGAGGUCCUUGUGCGCACCCAGAAAGUGGAGCAUGCCACGGCACAGCCCAUGACGGUCAAUCAAAUCUAUGGCUGGUAUCAGGAUCGUGCUCAGCGUUACCUCAAGCAGGAUCGCGGCGUCUUCGUCUUUCCACACGAGAACGAUCCCCUGAUACAGCAGAUUCUACGCGACAAAAUGAAUAAAUCUCGUUAAUGCUGCACAACUAACAACAAAAACAACACACACAAAACACACAAAAACACGAAUUAACACAACAAAUUUAAGUCUGUUUAAUGAACAAUUAUUAUAAGAAAUUAGCUGCCACCCAAACAGGGCCAAAACAUAUUUG